Molecule: messenger RNA, 4003 nt
Organism: Diorhabda sublineata
Lineage: Eukaryota; Metazoa; Arthropoda; Insecta; Coleoptera; Chrysomelidae
Product: ATP-dependent RNA helicase SUV3 homolog, mitochondrial
Exons: 11
Coding region: 93-2348 (751 amino acids)
Biological process (GO): RNA catabolic process; mitochondrial RNA 3'-end processing
Cellular component (GO): mitochondrial degradosome
Molecular function (GO): ATP binding; RNA helicase activity; hydrolase activity, acting on acid anhydrides
Source: RefSeq, a predicted model, not a curated record
AUAAAAAAGAAGAUUAAGAGAUACUGGUAAAAUAUAACCUUUAAAUUUACAUCCAAACAGUUUGUUUAUGAUUUGUAUAUAUCUUUUUAAAUAUGUUAAAAAAUACCAGUAAAAUUAGACAUUUGUGCGCAGUAACUCAAAGUUUCAAUAAUAUAAAAUUGAUUAAUGAAGUGAAAGGAACAUGCCUAGUUAAUUACCACCAGAUUAGACCAAAAAAAGAUGAUUCUAGUUUAUCAUCUUUGUUUGUUCCUGUACAAAUUAAACCUAACACUGAUGAUAUAAAUGUAGGAACGGAACUUACUGGAAAUUUGAACAAAUCAGAUUUAUUAAAAAUUUUAAACAAAUUUUACCAGAAGAAGGAAGUUACAGCGUUACUUACUGAAAAUGGCCUCGAUCAAUAUUUGCAACACCAAGCAUAUGUGAGUUUCCGGAGGUAUUGUUUAGAGGCUCAAAAUCUUCCAACUGAUAUUCACGUUGUGUUUAGUGAUAUUUUACAAGGAGCUGGAAAUGUUCUCGACCUUUUUCCUUAUUUCCUUCGCCAUGCCAAAAUAAUGUUUCCUCACUUGGAUUGUAUGGAUGAUUUGAAGAAAAUAUCAGAUUUAAGGUUACCAGCUAAUUGGUAUCCUGAAGCUAGAGCAAUAAAUAGGAAAAUUAUUUUUCAUGCUGGUCCUACAAACUCGGGAAAAACUUAUCAUGCUUUAGAAAGGUUCAUAACAUCAAAAUCAGGAGUUUACUGUGGACCUUUAAAGCUACUAGCAAAUGAAGUAUUCAAUAAAUCAAAUAAUAGGGGAACUCCAUGUGAUUUGGUAACAGGUGAAGAGAGAAAUUUUGCAGAUCCUUCAGGAAAUGCGUCUAAUCACGUUUCUUGUACAGUGGAAAUGACAUCUGUAAUUAAUCCUUAUGAAGUAGCUGUAAUAGAUGAAAUUCAGAUGAUAAGAGAUCCCCAGAGAGGUUGGGCAUGGACAAGAGCAUUAUUGGGGCUUAAAGCUGAAGAAAUACAUCUUUGUGGAGAAGCCGGAGCAAUUGAUUUGGUUAAACAAAUUAGUUUAACAACUGGAGAAGAUUUGGAAAUUCGUAACUAUAAGAGACUGACUCCUUUAAAAAUUGAAGAUUCUGCUGUAGGAUCGUUAGAAAAUGUACUUCCUGGCGACUGUAUAGUUUGCUUCAGCAAAAACGAUAUCUACAAUGUUUCUAGAGGAAUAGAAGCAACAGGAAGAGAGGUUGCCGUCAUUUAUGGUGGCCUGCCUCCCGGGACAAAGUUAGCACAAGCCGCAAAAUUCAAUGAUCCAGACAAUAGUUGUAAGAUAUUAGUAGCUACAGAUGCUAUCGGUAUGGGUCUUAACUUGAGUAUAAAACGGGUAGUAUUUUAUUCUUUAAUAAAGGCUUCAAUGAAUGAGAAAGGAGAAAGAGAAAUGGAUACCAUUUCUGUUUCAUCUGCUCUACAAAUUGCAGGAAGAGCAGGACGAUAUGGAACUCAAUGGCCAGAAGGAUCGGUAACAACGUUCAAACCCGAAGAUUUACCUACUCUUCAAAAUUUAUUGUCUUCAGAACCAGAUCCUAUCACUCAAGCGGGUUUGCAUCCAACAGCUGAACAGAUAGAACUUUAUGCGUAUCAUUUACCAAAUUCUACACUUAGCAAUCUAAUGGAUAUUUUUAUAAACCUUUCAACAGUAGAUGAUUCCUUAUAUUUUAUGUGUCAAACUGAAGACUUCAAGUUUUUGGCUGAUAUGAUUCAACAUGUACCAUUACCUCUUAGGGCUAGAUACUUGUUCUGUUGUGCACCGAUUAAUAAAAAGAUGCCGUUUGUGUGCACCAUGUUUUUAAAGUUUGCAAGACAGUAUAGUAAAAAUGAAAUGAUAACGUUUGACUGGCUUUGUAGAACUAUCGGAUGGCCUUUACAACCACCAAAGACAAUAUUAGAUUUAGUCCAUUUAGAAGCUGUAUUCGACGUCCUCGAUUUGUAUUUGUGGUUAAGUUAUCGUUUUACGGAUUUAUUCAAUCAACCAGAUUUAGUGAGAGAUAUGCAGAGGGAAUUAGAUCAAAUUAUCCAACAAGGUAUUGUUCAAUUAACAAGAUUAUUGAGAAAUUCAGAAACUGGUAUCAGUUCCGGAACUGCAGCUAUCGACGACGAUGAAUUUUCAAUGAGCAGACAAAAACAAUCGUAUUUGAGAGGUCAAAAGUCUAUGAGUUUGGGAAAAGGUAAAUUAACAGAGCGUCUUUUGGCGCAAGGCAUUCUAACUCCGACCAUGUUACAAGAAUUGAAGAAAGAAUGGAAUAAAAAUUCGGAAAAUAAAACUGUCGACGAAGAACAGAAGAAAACUAGAAGAAAACGAAAAACCACCAAAUAAGAAACAUUCAGAAUAUCUAGAUUUUUUUGUUAUAAUAUUUUUUUAUUUCCAUUUUUUAUGGGGGUUCACAAUAAAUAAACAUUUGAAAAAUUGUACUUAAAAUUAGCUACAUACCUACUGUAGUAUUUUCCCAUACCGAUUUUUAAUAUAAGAUAAUAAAUUCAGUGCAGCUUUUGUUUUUCCUUGAUAUUUGAAGGCGAUAACCUCGAUAAAUAGUUCUUUAAUAAAAUCCUUAAAAUCUGCCUUACAAGAAGUCUCCUAGAAUGGAGUUCAAAUCCUCAUUACGUUUCGUUGGAUAUUAGGAAUUUAAAUCUAGUUUGAAUGGUAGGAAUAGGAGGAUUGAAACUAUUCUCCUUAUAGGCGGUAUUUCUUCUGAUCGGAUCCAAAUCCUUGCUCCUUUUUCACACCAAUUUCCAAAGUUAGUUUCCUAAGGAUCUUUUUUUAAUUAAAUACUUCUUUUCAUAUAUACCAUAGAAAAUCUAAGUGCCAUUACAAUGCGUUCGUGGUUCCUUUCUGGCAUCUUGAUUCCUCAGGGACAAAAGGGACACUUUUUAAUUCAUUAUUUUAAAAAAUAGUAUUAUAUGUAAACGGAAAUAUUUAUAGGGAAAAUAAUUGAACACACUUUUUUGUAAAUUGGAAUUCUUUAAUAAUUUUAUAUUUCUUACAUCUAUGACUAGUGCAAAAAUUUUUAAACUGAAAGAAUUCACUGCAAUGGAAAUAUCUAACUAAAUAUUGGACAAUUUCAUGGUAUUAAGAUUUUUUUAUUAACAUAACAGGCUUUUAGUUUGGAUGCUCUUAGUUUAGAAUAAAAAAAAUAUUUUGAUUUGUAUCGGAUAAACAUUAAUUCAAUUUCAAAAGCGGAAUAUGUUUGGUUCAAAUAAAUAAUUAUUCCAUUGUAAUAAAAUCUUCUGCUCACUUUCCUCAAUAAUAUUUUUGAUCAAAAAUAACAAUUUUUGUACAUUACAUUACAAUGUAUCCAAUUAUAAAUUGUGAAAUUUUUGCAAAUAGACAAGAGAUAGAUUUUAUUGGUACCCCAAUAUUUUUUAAGGUUGUAUUGAUAAUUAAAAAAAUGUUGAAAAGACAAGGAAAAUUUCAUUAGUAAAACCUAUAAAUCCAACGAGUUGUUAACUAAUUUCUUCAGUAUUUUUUAAAUAGUUUUCAUUGGGAAAUAAGGGAAAACAUCAACCCAGACAAUUUUUAGUAAGAGGUAGUAUUUAUUCUUCAAUUUUUUGAGGAAGGUUUAUUGCUACCCCAAAAAUAUUGAAAAACCAUAUAGUUUUUCUUUGAAAUUUUUGAAAUCGUCACCUCAAUAAAAAGGUCCAAGAAAUAAAGAGAUUAUUUUUUCAAUAUAUCUGAAAUUGACACCCGAGAAAAUGCAAGAAGAAAAGCCAGAAAUUUCAUUAAUAAGAUAUAUUAAUUAGUCUUACUUCAAUAGAUUUGAAACUGAUGCACCAAAAAACAGAAAAUACAGAAAAAAUAUGAGAAAAUCAAGAAAUUUUCUUGAUAGAACCUAAAGAUAUCAUUAAUUUGUAUCACUAAUUAUUUUUUUUUUCGAUAUUUUUGAACUUGACACCUCAAAAUAAUAGUAAAUUUGUCUUGAUUUUAAGUCUUUUUCUAUGAAAAUCAGUUUUUCACAUGUUAUUUUAUACUGAUUU